GAAUUUGUUUGAAAAUCAGGAGUUUCUGAAUAAAAUUAGCAGUCAUUCCUCUAUCCUCAUGAGCUUUAUAUUUAAUUCAAGGGUGAUCAUGUAAGGAGAAGUUAGAUUCAAGUCAGGGGUAAUAAGGUAAAACUAAACAACAUAGCAAUUCAAUCUAGCAUUUAAGUCAGAAUGCUCAUAGAAAGGAUCUGAUCCAAAUGUUCCUGAAUCUUAAAGCUACUAAAAUACCAGUUGUAAGGGCUACACCCUUCACCUUAGCAAGGUUUUGCUGACAAGUCACCACCAUGCUACUCUCAGUUAGGUACUUAGAGGGCAUCAAGCCAGACUUAAAUGUUGAACCAAGACAUCACAUUGACCUUCUACACUUGGGAGGGACUUUCAAAAACCAACUGAAACGAGACAGAAACAAAGACAAAUUACAUUGUUGCAUAGAGCAAGGUCAAAUAGACUUCCCGCGUAAAUAACAACAAGCCUACCUCUCCUACGCCAGAAACUGCUCCGACAUCUGACACAUAAUUUCCUUCAGGAAUAGCCAAACUCACUAUUUGAGCUGGUGGAGCAUGAGUGCUAGCAACAGCAAUUUCCGUCUGGUUUUCGGAGGGAAACUGAUGAUGGACUUUUGGUACGACUGCAGCGUUCACUGGAACUGCUGCCACCUCAUUCCACGAAUGUCCUGGAGAGAACGAAUAUGGCGUAGGCUGGAGAUAAGAGUUUCCUAACACAGCUGUUGUUGUGUAGAUCGGUUGAGAAGCUGAAUGGGAAGGCUGAGGAUACGGACUCUGCGACUGGUAGUGCAUCUGUGGGGAAUAGGCCGGGACCAAAACAAAGUGAGGCUGUUGAUUCAUCUGAGAAUAGUACAUGCUUCCAUCGGAUGUCGAAAAUGCGUAAUAGCUACCAUGACUUGACGUGUCAUGCACGUCUUGUCGAUGGUAAUAGUACUUGCCAAAACUUCUUUUGCUCUUUCUACGGACCGCUUUGCCAAUGUUCAAGCUUUUCCCCUCAAAUUCAAGGCUUUCUUGGUCGCGGACUUUGUCAGCCACCUCUUGCGAUUCGAAUGUAAUGAAAGCGUAUCCUUUGCUAAAUCCGUUGCGGUCUCGAACGACUUUACUUUCCUUGACCGCGCCAAAUCUCUCAAAAUAAGAUCUGAGCUCGUUUUCGGUCGUUUCCGGAGAAAAUCCUUUGACGAAAAUUCGCUUUCCAAUGUCAAUGUCACUCAUAAUGUCGCUCAACAUAAAGAACAGGAGAAAGAAGGGAAACUUACAGUUCAGUCAACAGCGGAAAAUGGAUUUGUGGAAAGCGUGUUGCCAAUCAAGGGGAAUUUCACUGGAUUUCUACGCUGUGGUUUGUCUGUCAAGCGAAAGGUCUUUACGCCGAUACGUGUAAAAGGUCUGUAACAUGUGAAGCUGGCUGAUUCUUUGAACUACUUCCCUGUUUGAGAUAACUAACUUUAAUAAAGAAAAGUGUUUUUACUUCUUGUGAUAUGGGGAACUUCCAUUAACGAAAGAAGAUUUAGCUUAUGUUAUGAUGAGGUACUCAUGAAAAGAAGCCAGCACAAUUAAUACUUUUUCGUAUUUUGUUCCGCUCAGUCGAUUUGCGUUAAAACGAUUAGGAGCGUUUAGGCGUUUGGUUCUUUGUAUCAUAAUCCGUUUUCGGCAAUGUUUUCAAGCACAUUUUCUGGCGACAGAAUGUCAAGAUUUAACCGUACAAGCUGAUCAAGAGCUUAACUUGAUAAGAAGAUAAGACUGAAGAUUUGUUUGGUUGAAAACGAAUCUAAACUUUUUGUGAAAGUUCUCGCAAGAAUCUCUAAUGCUAUUAUCUAGCCAAAUUCUCGAGCAAAUAAAUGAUGUCUAGAAUCAUUCAAUCUGAUUCUACUAAGCUUGAGAUUCGGUGAAGAUCAGCGGCCCACAGCAAUAAGUGAAUUCACAAUAAGAGGCCAGUUGAUACGCUGAUGUUGAUUUUUUUUACUUCCUGUCACAGGAAAGCCGCAAUACUUUGAGGGACUGACUGUGAAGUCGAAGGAAGUGAAGCGAAGUGAUUGAAGCGAGGCGGGAAGAAGCCGUGGAAAAAACCUACAAAUUCCAAUUGUGUAACUCCAAAACAAAUAGAAAAUUGUGUCAUUUUUUCUCGGAGAAGACAUCCACCUCUGUACGUGAGCUGACUUCCCACUCAACGAUGGAGAGUGGUAUGUUUAUUAAAGGUGACUCCGCAAUGGCCGUGAACGGGAUUAGAGGAAACGGUCAGACUCAACCGAACGCUCGAAGAACAACCGUCCGACCACGAGUGACUUUCAAAAAGAAUUGUAAAGGUGACUUCAUAACUAUCAAUGUAAGCGGUCGGAUAUUUGAAGCAGACAAUUCUAUCUUCAAACAGCAUCCAGAUACUCUUCUUGGAAGCACAAGACGCGAUAUGUUUUUUGACAGGAGUAAGAAUGAAUACUUUUUCGAUAGAGACCCUGAUCUGUUCUCUUACAUCAUCCAGUUUUACCGUAAAGGAACUCUUCACUAUCCUGAAGACGAAUGCGCCUGCUGCUUUGCCGGAGAACUCGACUUCUUUGGAAUUGUUAGAAAUCACUUAAGCGACUGCUGCUAUGAAGUGUUCCAAGAAAAACAUGAGGAGUUCAUAGACUAUCAAAAGCGUCAUGCAAAACCAGAAGAAGAGGAGUUCGUUCCCACUACGAUAAGGCAAAAAAUGUGGCAGUUAUUUGAAGAUCCAGCUCAAAAUGUCUUUGGACUAUUAAUACAUUAUGUCUCCGCAAUUUUGAUCGUUGUAAGUGUUGCUGCAUCAACUGUCGAGACUUUACCUUGUGGGGAAAUCCCCUGUGGUGACAAAUACUCUGAACAAUUUUACAUUGUGGAGUCUAUGUGCGUCAUAGCAUUCACUGUGGAGUACUUGGCCAGAUUGUUUGCUGCACCUGUCAGACUUCAGUUUAUGAAACAAUUCUUAAGCAUUAUUGACGUCGUGGCCAUCAUACCUUAUUAUGUAGCACUGAUUUUUCCCGAAGCAGUGGGAGGCCCAUUCACUGUUCUUCGUGUUUUCAGAAUCUUUCGCAUCGUUAAAAUGUCUCGCCAUAACACGAAGGUCCGGGAGGCUGGCUCGUCACUGUUAGCCAGUCUUUCUGAACUCAGUUUUGUGUUUGUUGUACUCAUUACUCUCGUCAUAUUAUUUUCAACCAUUAUAUAUUAUGCUGAGAUGGGAGACAAAAAUACAAACUUCGUCAGCAUUCCAGCUACGUUUUGGUAUACUAUCGUUACCAUGACGACGCUAGGAUAUGGUGAUAUGACCCCAUUGAGCAUAUUUGGACGCAUAACAGGCGUCAUUUGUUCUUUGAGUGGCAUUAUGGUGGUUGCUUUACCGGCUCCUGUCUUGGAAAAGAACUUUAGUCGGAAGAAGGAGGAAGGAAGACCAGAUCGUGAUACCACAAAUGAAAAAACCCGUGCGAGAACCAUAAGCCACAGUCACAGCCACAGUCACAAGAAGUCAACUGAAAUCUGAAGUAUGACAUCAAGUAAAGUGUGAGGGGCUGGUCUAUUUCGUCAAUUGUCAAGCCAAUGGAACAAACGAGACGCAUAGUUAUUGAAUCUUUCAGAAAAUGUUUGGUUGAUAAGCAACUGAUGUGAUUGGCACAUCAGAGGACAAGACUUAAGACUAAAAGAUCAACCCAAGAUUUGGAGAAAAAUCUGAAAACCAGGGGCUGCAUGAAGAACAUUUGAUUCAUUUAACACAUCUUGACAACCAUAUAAUUUCUUGUCAGAAGCUGGUUAUCCUAGUUGCUUAGCCACAAAAGAUGACUAAAUCUCUCUGCAAUUGAAAGACAGCAGAAAAAGUUAUGUGACUUCAUAAGCUCACACAUAUGCAGUUCAAAAAUCUUUUCCUUUCAAGGUUUCAGUUCAUUUUCCACUUUCUCUGAUUACAUUGCAUUUUACCCAGAUUACACUAAACAUUGAAAACCAGUAUAUUUGUUUGUAUGUCAGUACAGUUACAGCUCAAAGCAAUUUGUUAAAAAUGACUGUGAAUAACUGUUAUGGAAAAAAAUUUAACUUCACCACAAGUUAAAGGUUGACUAUCCAAGGGAGGGCCAUUUACAAAGCAUUUCUGUGUGCGAUUGUUCAAGUUGGAUUUGAACCAGUUCGCUGAGUUGUUUCCAACACCAUAGGCUUUUAAUUUAGAUAGCAAUAUAGAGUGAUCAAUGGUGUCAAAAGCUUUCUUCAGAUCUAGAAAAAUCACUGCAUAAACAUUACCUUUAUUAUCUGUGGCUUCAAGUGAUGUGGUAGCAGUGGAGUGAAGGGAAUGAAACCUUGACUGAUUACAGGAAAUUAGAUUAUUAUCAGUUAAAUAUUCAUAAUAUUGAUUGUAUACAAUUCUCUCAAAGACCUUAGCCACAACAGGAAUUAUAGAAAUAGGGCAGUAAUUAUUUAAAUCAGAAUGUUCUCUCUGUAUAAAUACAGGAACUACUCUUAUACUUAUGCAGCAUUAGAACUGUUCGAUCACAUAAUAUCGCUCAUGAUUGGGCAGAGAAUUUUAAAGUUGCCAUUCCAUAUCAUUGUUAUCAUUAUUAUUAUCAUUAUUAUUAAAGAGCUUCAUUCAAAACUCAGUCACACUACUUGUAGAUGGAUAUAGAACAAAAACAAAUUGUGCUUUAUGUGCAAAAAUGUAUAUUUCCUGCAAAGAACUUGCAUAGCUAAAGCAAAAUAAAGGUUCACUCGUAAAAUUAUCAAAAUAAAAAGCAACUAUUUAAAGUUCAACCUUUCAAAUACCCGUUCAUGAUAA
This is a messenger RNA of Pocillopora verrucosa, 4767 nucleotides long. Lineage: Eukaryota; Metazoa; Cnidaria; Anthozoa; Scleractinia; Pocilloporidae. The record is from RefSeq and is a predicted model, not a curated record.